UGAUAUUUCCUCUCCUUCGAAAACUCCUCACUCGCUCGCGCUCCGCCGAUCGCUCCCUCUCGCUUUCCGGCGGUUUUCUCGCGCUCCGACCGCUCCCCAAUCUCAUUCCCCCGGCGAGCCCCCGCCGCCGCCCCGCCCCCGCGCCGAUCUCCGUCGCCUCCCCGCGGCUCAGUGAUCUCCCCUCCCCGGCGGUACGGACUGUAAUAUCAUCAUCAAGCUCAUUGUGGAUUAAUGUCGGUUGCAAAAGUCAAAACGUCUAACGCUCUUGAUGGGAUGAAAGUGGAGGACAGAAAUGAUUCUUUAAACACAUUCAUCAGGCAAGCUAUAGGAAAAGAACCUCUUCUGUCCCUGCCAAGGUCUGGGGAUAACUCAUUUCAGUGGAUCCAUCCACUACUUCAAGCUUUAGAUCAUCAAGAUUUGCAUGGUUGGCCACUGAAGAUUCCUAUGCAGAGGUGUGAUAAGUGCCAUCGAGAAUUCUUUUCAUCCGUUAACUACAAAAGGCACAUCCGUGUGCAUCAUCGGCUAAGAAAGCUUGAUAAGGAUAGCUCCAAAAAUAGAGAUUUACUAGGACCUUUCUGGGAUAAGCUAUCUGCUGAAGAAGCAAAGGAAAUAGUAUCCCUGAAAAAUUCUACCAUGGAGGAUGUUCCUGGGACUACUGUUAUAAAAUCUUUGGCAUCACUGAUACGGAAGCCUGGAUUUCCUGUAAUGCCGCAAUUUUGCCUAAUAGCUGGUUCAUCUCUUUUGGACAUUGUCCAGGCUAGGCCUUCGAGAUUUCCUCUAUCUUCGCAAGAUCUGUUUGGCAUUCUUGAUGAUGCAAGUGAAAAAACCUUUUUAAGUGGACCGACCUUAUUGAUGCGAAGAUUCAUUUUCGAUAAGGAAGUUGGAAAGAUUGGUCUGGACCCUAAGAACUUGGUUGCAUUCACGUGUUUCAUGUUGGAACAGAAACUGGUCGAAGCGUGGCUUGCGGAUAAAGAUGAUGAAGCUUUGAGGUUCCAGAAGUUACUGGUGGAGGAAGAAGAAGCUGCUCAGAGAAGGCAAGCUGAAAUUCUGGAAAGGAAGAGACAAAAAAGGCUUAGGCAGAAGGAACAGAAAGCAAAGGAGCACAAGAAUGGGGAGGUUAAGCUGGAAAAAUAAUUUUGAUAUCGUAGAGAAUGAAGCUUCGUCAGAUGUGCCUGGAAAUUUGAGUUCAUCAGAAGUAGACAUUCGCAUUACAGAUUCACCUUCAGAUCCUGUACCGUCAUUGCUCGAAGUACCCCAGCUUCCACAUGCUGAAGAAGGGCCAGACUUUGAGAUUGAGUCAGGGCUCGGUAGUGAUUAUCCAGUCUUUAAUAAUUUGCCGAAUGUUGAACCGCAAAGGCCACUUGGAGGCAGUCAUCAACACCUACGAAUUACCAAUGCGUCGUCCCACUACAAAGGCAGUAAGGGAUUUUCGAAAGGUCUAUAAAGAAAUUUAAGGAUAUUGUGAAGAGAAAUGUCUAAGGUU
Messenger RNA from Eucalyptus grandis, 1483 nucleotides. RefSeq lists its product as uncharacterized. The record is from RefSeq and is a predicted model, not a curated record. The coding region runs from base 232 to 1134 and encodes 300 amino acids. The transcript is spliced from 9 exons. Lineage: Eukaryota; Viridiplantae; Streptophyta; Magnoliopsida; Myrtales; Myrtaceae.